Molecule: messenger RNA, 1201 nt
Organism: Panicum virgatum (switchgrass)
Lineage: Eukaryota; Viridiplantae; Streptophyta; Magnoliopsida; Poales; Poaceae
Product: tetraspanin-7-like
Exons: 2
Coding region: 164-973 (269 amino acids)
Biological process (GO): auxin-activated signaling pathway
Cellular component (GO): plasmodesma; plasma membrane
Source: RefSeq, a predicted model, not a curated record
UUCCAAGUUCAAAAUUCGAAACCACCAUAAAUUCCACCCCCAACCCACCGUUCCGGCCGCACCGCAGGCAGAAGCGCACGCCCCCCUCGCCGCAGUUCCACCUCACCCCACCCGCCCACCCGAACCCCGAGGAGCGGCGGUGGCGACGGCGGCGGAUUCGGCCAUGGUGCGGUGCAGCAACGGCCUUCUGGGCCUCCUGAACGCGGGCGUGCUGGUCCUCGCCGUCGUCGCGCUGGGCGGCGGCGCGUGGCUGAGCCACCGCGCGUCCACCGACUGCGAGCGGUUCCUCGAGCGGCCCGUCAUCGCGCUGGGCGUGCUCCUCCUCGCGCUCUCCCUCGCGGGCUUGGCGGGGGCGCUUUGCCGCGCGUCCUGCCUCCUCUGGCUCUACCUCCUCGCGCUCUUCCUCCUCAUCGUGCUCCUCUUCGCAUUCACCAUCUUCGCCUUCGUCGUCACCAACCGCGGCGCCGGGUGGGUCGUCUCCGGCAGGGGGUACAAGGAGUACCGCCUCGGGGACUACUCCACCUGGCUGCAGCGGAGGGUCGAGAACGACGGGAAUUGGGCCAAGAUCCGGAGCUGCAUCCAGGACGGCAAGGUCUGCCAGAAGCUUGGGGACAGGAAGGAGACGGUCACCCAGUUCGUCAACAGCAACCUCUCCCCGAUCCAGUCUGGAUGCUGCAAGCCACCGACCGGCUGCAACUUCACCUACCAGAGCGAGACUUUCUGGAUCAAACCUGCUGGCUUCAACACUACCACCGAUGAUCCCGACUGCACCACAUGGUCGAAUGACCCAACCACGCUCUGCUAUGACUGCAUGGCGUGCAAGGCCGGCGUGCUCGCCAACCUGAAGAACGACUGGAAAAAGAUUGCCACCGUCAACAUUGUCUUCCUGAUCUUCCUCAUCGUAGUCUACUCUGUGGGGUGCUGCGCGUUCAGGAACAACCGGCAGGACAACUCGUACCCGGCCUGGAAGUAAGGUGCGCCUGGCUAUGUAUAGGUUGUUAGGUUGUGUAUCUGCGUCGCGUUGUUACCAUGUCUUUAGCGUGUGGGAUUAUGUGUCAACCGUCAGUAGUUGAUGCUUGCUAGUAUGUUGCUCUCGAACGCGCAUGAUGUGUGAAUGCUUCUAAUCAAGAUAUGUCGAAAAUUUGUCUGCCCACCAGCUGUUCUGGGCUUGAGUUUUAACGCUUCUAUUCGAAAUUUCAGU